Podarcis lilfordi (Lilford's wall lizard) is the source of this 11772-nucleotide messenger RNA. The record is from the annotation of a GenBank genome assembly. Lineage: Eukaryota; Metazoa; Chordata; Lepidosauria; Squamata; Lacertidae.
AUGCAACUGUUCAUUGGCUGGGCCAAAAAAGACACCACUGCCAAGCCAGAUGUGAAAGGACAGUGUAGGCCACAGAGUGGCAGCACUAUAACGGUAACCCUGUAAGAAAGGAAUAAAAAGGAGCUUGCUUAGAUCAGAAUGCCAGCUUGUGCUUCUGAUGCCUAUAUUGUUUCCUCCUAAUUAAAGGCAGAUGCAAUCAGAGACAAAGAUUUGAGAAAUGGGAACAAUUUGGAAAGCAUGAUGUAGAAGGACAAGUGAGGAUAGGGAUGCCAUGCCAUGCUGAUCAUCAUUGGAAUGACUUCUAUUAACAGAGAAAGGAAAAUAGCACAAACUUCGGGAACUAUAAGCAGGCAGCUAAGUUUACAAUGGAACUGCAGUGGUUCUGCUAGGGUAGAUAAUGAAAAAAGUUCCCUAAAAGUAGUUGGGGGCUCCUAACUUAGGAGGUGGAUGUGUCUUACUAAGGAAAGGUAGGAGCUGUUCACCCACAGAUAUUUUAUUAAUCAAAUGUGUAUACUGCCCUUCAUCCAAAGAUUACAGAGUGGUCACAACAUAAAAAUACCAAAGGUUCUGUGUUUGCUACAGUGCCAUAUGAUGACUUGACAGUGCGAAAUCACUUCCCAUGGCUGCUUUCAACCAGAUACUCCCAUGUGAUCAGUUGUGAGGGAGUACUGUGAAUGUGUGGAUCUGCCCUUUGCCUGCUGCCAUGCCACAAGAGAGUACUGCAUUAGAAGAUAGGGAGAGUUUGGGGAAUUUGGUUUUACGAAACCCAUUUUCUUUAAGGCAAAAGAGAGAGAGCUAAACAGCAAACCUCGGACUGAAGUUCUUACAAUGCCUAGCUCAGGGGUCUGCAACCUUUAAGACAAAAAGAGCCACUUGGACCCGUUUCCGAAGGAAAAAAAACUGGGAGCCGCAAAACCAUUGCGACAUUUAAAACAAAUAUAUCUCCAGAGCCGCGAUCUGACAGCGGGCGGGAAGGUGACGUCGGGACGGUGCUUGACUAACACACGCACCGCCCCCAUGCGACGUCACAGCCAGUACAGUGCCCACCACAGUGGGGAGUGUCGGGGCACACAAUGCGCCUCCUCCCCUCGCUAGUAUCCGCCCCGGAGCCACGGCAAAGGUGUAAAAGAGCCACAUGCGGCUCCGGAGCCGCGGGUUGCAGACCCCUGACCUAGCUGAUGCCUAUUUACUAGAAUAUACAGCCAGCUUUAUAUGGUAAUAGCGAUGUGACUUCGAAACAGUGCAAAACAGUAGCGUUUAUGUCUCAACUCUAAUACUUCCUGCGCCCUGCCACACUCUUUUUUAUACCUUCAAUUAGCAUAACGGAAUAGAUGGGGCGGGGGAACCCUCUAUAUUUAAAACUCAUGCAUAGGGAUCAUCCGCAUUAAGUGAUCUUUUGUAGAAGGACCAACCCAGCAUGGUGCAGCGGAUGUUUCCACUGCUUCAUCGCAAGAAAACGAAUCUGGUUGCCCGCGAUCAGUACUAAGCGGGGAAUUGCAGCGAAAUCCUAAACCAGCGACGCUACCUUAGAAGCCACGAUCGGGAGCGAGCCGGGAUUCGCUGCUGCAGAACUUCAUCGCGAUUUGCAGAGGGGCUUGUGUAAGUGGUAGCAACCACCUUGCAAAACCUCUUUGAACGGGGGGGGGGGCGGUUAAAAGUCCUGCGAUUGCUAUUCUUUCAUCAAAACAAAACGUUUUGAUAGCUAAGGCUGGCAUCCUCAGAAGGCGCCCCAUUUGCUGAACUGGCCAGCUAGCAGACUGCUGCUUUGUGACUUUCCCGACUUUAGCGUUAUUAUUCCCAGGUCUCCCCUCCCAUCAUCGGCGCACGUGGUUGGUGCCGCAGUGUAAUUUCCUUUGUCGUCCUCUUGCUGCGCUUGGGCUGGAGCGCUGUUUGCAAGAAAGAAGAAAGGCCAGGGGAGAUUGCCCGCUUGUGCAACGGGUAGGAGUCUCUGUCCAGAAUUUUUGCAAUCUGGCUCUAUUAUCACUUUUGUUUCGGCUCUCUCCAACGAUGGGAUACGCUUCGUGCUGUUUUCUUUCUGUCCUUCGUAGGCGCUUCUCUCCUACGGUAAUUGGCUUCUACGCUGUGCUGGCUUCAUCCUGCCUGCCGCUCUGGUUAACUGCUGUUGCUUUUUCCUCCUCUAGUUGGAUUUUUUUGGCGCCCUUUUUUGGGGGGGCGGCUUAUUUCUGCCGUUAUCUUCGCUUCUUCGGGGUAACCAGCUCUCCUAAUUCUUUUCCUUUAAAUUUCAAUUGAUUUAUAUGUCGCCCAUUAACAGAAAAGUUCUCUGGGCGGUUUGCAAGUAAAGACUACUUUUCACGUUCUCCCCACCCCGCCCUGUGUAACUAAUUAAUUUAAAAGGUUUUUUAAGAAUAUUAGUUUACAGGCUCGCAUUCUCUUUGCUUGAAAGUGUGUACACGUGAAUCAACCUCCAUAGAUUUUCUUGUGUUUUGCAAGAGGUUUGAUAACCCAAUUUCUAAAUGCUUAACACUUAAGCCUUUCUGGUGUCCUCCUUAUGGCAUUAGGAUAUUUUACUUUGUCAGGAUUGAUACUAUAAUGUUCUUUGCAGAAAGGCUCAGUUUGCUUGCUUGCUUGCUUGCUUACUUACUUACUUGCAUGCAUGCAGUAUUUUGCAUGCAGAAGAUCUAUCCUUCCCUUUAGACAAUACUGAGCUAGAUGCAUCAUGAUCUGAUUUGGUAUAAGGCAGCAAAAGCAAACCGAAGGAGCUUCAUCUUCUUGGCUGUUCCCCUUAGGAAGGCCGGCCACAUGCAUUGAGAUGUGCAGCCCAGUGGGGUGAGUGGGGCAUUAUUUUUCCUACCCUCCUGUGUUUGCUUUUGUAGUAGAAUGGCCCCCAAAGGGAGAAAGAGGAAGGCAGAGGCAACUCGGGCCAAGACUGCAACAUCUGAAGGAGUGGAGAUGAAUGUUGCUGAGGAAUCACCCAAGAAACCAAAGAAGGAUGAAGAAUUGGGCUUUCGUGUGAUCAUUGAGCAUUGGUGUGUACCUGCCCGUUAUUUGCAUCAUCUGACUAAGGAUGGGACCCUCAUGGGUUGUUUCAUGCAUUUUGCUUUCUAGAAGGGAUUCCUGGGUAGAGCUGGCUGCUGCCUGGGAGAAAAAAUCUUGGGGUUGCACCCAGCACAAUCCUAAAGUGAGCCAGUGUUGAAUUUGCUCUGAUAGUGGGUCCUUUUGCACAAGAAGUACCAUAAGUGAACGACUUGCAUCUGCAGAUACAAUUCCUAAGGACAGAAAUAGUAAUGGUAGUUUUGUGACAUUUCAUUCAUGAGAGGCAGUUCUACCAGCAGACCUGUUGCCCAGCAUUGAAAGAGAGAGAAAACUGCUAGCACACUGAUGGUAUUGGAUGCGACCCUUAAGUAUAUUAAUUAUUUUAGUUUUAAUUGAUUAAAUCUACAUACAUUUGCAUCUGAGGGGGAAAAUGGUUUCAAAAGAAAGAGCACACCUUUUUUGCUUUUGUUUUAAAUAAUGUAUGUGUAGAAGUAUUAUUUCCUCCUUUUUCUUCAUCUGGGAGGAAAUAACUCUCUUUAGGUGUUGUUUGCCAUCUGUGGCUGAUUGCUUAUUUCUUUAUAAGUAAUUAUUAUAUCACCCUUGAAUCCAAUUCCCUGGAUGGUUUUAAAAAAAGAGUAAAACCAUUCAAAUGUUCAUACAAAAAUAAACGCCCUAAAAUUAUAAAUGUGGUAUGACUAAAAUUGCAUCUACAGAUGCAAGUGACAAUACAGUAGGCACCAAGCAAACUGGUAUCAGAACUAGUAUUAAAAGUUUAAUUGGUCAGCAGAUUUAAUCACAGGUGGUGUGUGUGUGUGUGUGUGUGUGUGUGUGUGUAUAUAUAUAUAUACACACACACACACACAUACAUAUACCAAAUUUAUAAUUGAUAAUUUUUUAACUGAGUAUUGCCACAGCUCUAGUAAGAACACAUUUUUGAACAGGAAAUCUCAUCCCUAAAUACUGCAUCUCUCCUAUGAAGUAGAAAACGGAAUGGGAAGUUUGGGCUGAACUCUCUGAACACUGGUGGGGUUGUGCUUUCUUCCAUGUAGUCAAACCAUUCAUUGCUUUGUGCCUGUAUGGGUUCAACAGAGACUUUCAAAUCACAGUUCAGGUGGUUCUCUGAAAGCUUUUCUUCAUUCCACAGUAAAAGCUGACGAGUCUAUGGGCGCAGUGCCGAUGCAGUCAGCGAGGCACUGCACCAGACCUUUCCUGACAUCGUGGUGAUGGUGAACCCUGAGAAACCGCGCAGGAAUAGCUUUGAGGUUGCUUUGUGGAAAGAAGAUGGCACCAGUAAGUGCUUUCAAGGGAGGCUUCUCAGUGAGAGACAGUAGGGACCUCCCUGGAGUUGCCAUAUCUCUUUGGGGUUAGUGAUACCCCAAAUAUAGCUUGGUAGAGAAACCUUCGGCAGUGAGUUCUUGGUGUAGUUUUCAUCUGCCUAGAAUAUGUGUGACCAGAUGUUCACAAAUCCACUCACCAAGCCAUAAGGGUGCCCAAGUACAAAAAGCAAUUAGGCUGCCUUGUGCUCGUCUCCAUAUCCCACUGCAAAUCAGAAAACACUCUGUAUCUCUCCCCAGCUGUGGUUUGUGCCAUAGAAUUUGGGGGUGGGGGGUGGCUGUGUGACCAUAAAUAGUAGCUGUGGUUCCCUGUAUGUACGCAUCAGAAUGUACAUAACUAGAAAUUUGAGGCUGAAAGAUCAGCACCUGAACAUCUUAUUGCUGGGAUCCCUAGUGUGACAUCUGAGGGCACCACUUAGCACCAACCAAAAUCCUCUGCUUCUCCUAAUUUUUAAUUAGUUUUAAAUUUGAGGGUUGUGUGUUUUUUGUUAGGAUGGGUUGCCUGUUUCGGGAGUGGGGUGAGGUGGUCAGAUGUUUUAUCUGUAGUCUUUGUCUGCUUCGGAAUGUGUCUGAUAAUGUUGUAACUGUUUGGUGGCAGGAUCUAAUAAUUGCCAGACCCCCCACCCCAGGUGAAAUGGUUAUUUUGUGGUGCCUGUAACAGUUUAUUAGAUUUGAUGGAUUCAGUAAAUACUCCUCCAACCUUCAACAGUGACACAGUACAGAGAGUGGGUGUGCUGGCAUAAAAAGGAAACCAGAUGUGGACAAUCCAUGCCCAACAGAUGUUGCUGGGCUAAAAUCCCAUAAUCCCAGACCAUGGGCCAGAGUGGCUGAAGUCUUAACAACAUCUGGAAUGCCACAGUUCCCCACCCCUGACUUACCUACUUCCAGGUCAUUCUCUCUAGCGUAUCAAAAAGCUGGGCUAGCUGAGGUUUCAACCAGAUACCAUAGCCGUAUUCUGAGGUUCCCCUUCCAGUUUUGUGCUUUCUACCUGCUUAUUUAUCCCUUACUCCCCUUUGCUGCUGCAAGUCCAAGAAGCUAGUUGCUGCUGGAAGAUGAGUGGGCAGGCAGUGCCAAGAGAGACUGGGAGUUCUCCAGAGGUGGCUUGCACAACUUCCAGCACUAUUAGCUGCUCCAGUUAUCACCUGGAGCCUUGCUCACAGGGUUUCUCUGAACUGGAGCAGGAUACUGGGCUAAAUGUUUGGCAAGACCUACAUAGCAGCUCUUUGAUCAAGCUUUAGCUCAGUGGUCCGGUUAGAUUCGGUUUCUCUUUCCACCACUCCACACACAAGCUCAGCUGUAGAACUGGCUCAACGUGUGAGAUCUUGGGCAACUGGAGAUGUAACUUGCUCAGCUACUGCUAUGUCCAGUUAUUUGUGAGAGCAACCAAUAGUUUAAUGAAUGCACACAACCCUACCUACAAGCCAGCAGAGGGACAUGGCGUCUUGGCUGCGUGCUUGUGGCUGACUGGAAGUAACACAAUAGAAAUGCUGCUGGUGAGUUGUCUUCUAUCUUUAUUGAUUUUGUCUUUAUUGGGUUUUUUAGAGGUGGAGUUAUGGAGCGGCCUCAAGAAAGGGCCACCACGGAAGCUCAAGUUUCCCGAACCAAACAAGGUGGUUGAAAUGCUGAAGGGCAACCUAGAAUAAAGCAAACAACUGGGCAGGAUUACCAAUGGUAGGUUUGUACAAUGUAGCAGCCAUAUUUUCCGAGAUCUGCUGGACAUCAGUGCCUUAUUGGACUGGCCUCACCACCACCACCACUCCAAUUCCUAUGUAGUUUUAAAUGAUUACUGCCUGGAGCAAGCAAUAGGACUAAAAGCUAGUCAUUCUUUUGUGGUCUCUCUGUUGUUGUUGUUGUCUCCCCCCCCCCUCCCCCGGGCUGGGUAGAGGAUGAAUUGGGAAGAAAGGCAAAUUAACUGCUCCCAUCAUUAAGUCACAUAUUUCGAGGACUGCUCAUCCAUCCGUCUGUCUUGUACACUAUCACCUACAGCACAGGUUGGCAGUAUGCAGCCACUGGCCUAAUUACAUAUGGGUGUAGAGGUGGCAGCAAGGGAGGGGGAAAGGGUGCCCCCUCCCUUUCAGCUCUGGGAAUCUUGGAUCAUAGCUGUGCUAUCCAUCUGUGCUGGCAUCUCCUAAGGGAAGGGGGUGAAAUCAAGAGCAUACCCCCCACAGCUACUCAGCAUAGUAUAUGAAUGGUGCAUUAGCUUGCUUUCUACUGAGCAAGAUCUGUGGCUAAUGGCUGUCUGUCCUUGCAUCUAGCACAGCCGAUGAACACUUCGUCCUGUGUGAGAGGUGGAGCAUCCAUGAUGGGAUAUGAUUAAGUGGGGUAAAUAAUGAAACUCCAGUCGCAUCUCUGAAGCUGCUGCCCCUCCUCCACGAAAGGAAGAACGUACCAGCUGCUUGUUUCCUGACCCCUUUACCGUUUUGCUUUGUUAGUCAUUUGGGGAUGGGCAAAUAGUGUUUUUCAAUAAAGCUUUAACUGUUGUCAUGCCUUAUACUUUCUUAAUUCUGUUCAGUUAGGACAGCAUCUGGCUAGACAAACCUUAGUGCAGCAUGUGCUACAGCUGCACUAAGGCAAGACUUCCACUUGUCCUGCUGUUUCCCCUGGAAAAAACCUGUCAUCAAUUGAGUUUUCUGCAGAUUGAUGUUUGUUCCAAUUUGGCACUAAACAGGUUUUCCUGGGGAAAGCGGUGGGGCAGACAGAACAGUGUUUAGAAAGUAUGGGGUAAGCAAUAAAUGUGGACAAGCCCCUAAAUAAAAGUGGUUCUUCUGGAUCCUGUGCAGUUGCCCUUCAGUAGUGAAGCCCUUAUCUUUCCUUAAGCAGCAUAAAAAUCAGUGUGGCAUGUCUUAGGUGUUGGAAGCUAGAAGGACUUGCCACUGCUAUCACAAUCCUGUGCAACUGCACAGGGUUUUCGCAAACCUACCUUAACAUUCAGCAUGCUUUAUUAUCUCGUUCAUUAACUGCAAAAAGGAUGUCAUUUGUAAAUCUCUGGAGCCCUUUCUUUCCAUUUUGUUCUAGCUAAAUCUGGUGCCAUGAUCUGCCUAUAUAUCCUGCAGUAACUUCCUUUCUAGAUGAUGAUUCUUCCGUAAUAUCAGCUUUUCCCUUAUCCUGUUUCUAACAAGCUUCUUGUGUGCAAUUUGUUUCUUUUCUACCAGUGCUGCAACUAAACCAUAAGCUGCCAUAAGUUUAAACAAAAUAAAGACAACUCGGGGGGGAAAUAUAGGAACUUUAAUUGAACAAAGUCACAACUCAACAUUUCUUAUGGCCUUUGUGCCAUCUACUCUUCAGAUUGUUUUCUGUACAAUGAGAGCUUUGGGCUAUCAAAAGGAAGUAGUUGGCACAGUGUCGUGGACGCAUGGGUCACUGCACUUGAAUACACCUCUCCUUGAAUAAGCUGUAAACAAGGGAAAUGGUUUGAAUGUAAAACAAGUGAUUUAACCUGUUAUUAGACUUUGGAAAGCCAUCUCUGUACAAAAUAAAAUAAAAUCAGCAGGGCAUGUAACUGUUUACUAAAUCAGCUUCCACAGACGGUUAGCCAGCAUUAAUAGCCAGUGAAAGUGGUCGGUCCUACCGGAAGUAGAGAAAAGACAGCCUUGAAGGGGCUUUUAACAUUUCCAGGCAGCUGCUCCAAUAAAUGCCCCGAGCUUUUGCAGUGCAGCCCAAAGAGCAUCCACUCAAAAGUACAGCAGAUGCAGUGAGAGGCAUCAGCAAAAGUCAUGCUGCUGUUUCUAGCUCCAGUGUGACCUUUGUGAUAAAGUGUUUGAUGUGUGCACACAGCUGGUGGGAACAGUAGGCCACCACCCAUGUCUUCUCCAGUGUUGUAAAGUCCCUUCUACUCCCAAGUUGUGCUGCUGGUGUAACUGUUCACCAGAUUGGGUUUUAAGAGGGUGGGGCAGGGAGCAAGGCCUAAAAGUUGCUUUAGCUGCCUACCAUUAAAAAUUAAAAUUAAAGCCACAAACAAACUAUAAGUUUGAGUCACUGAGAACACAGUCACUCUCUGGUUACCCUAGAAUGCACAACUGACUUUGUUCACUGAAUUGUGAGUGCCACACUUCCUGUGUAUUUAGAAAGCCCUUUUUGUUCACCUUGGGGCAGCUAUACCCUCCUUCAUUAUUGGGGGUGGUGGUGGGGGAAACUGGUGGCCCUCCUGCUAUAAAUAGAACUGAAACAGACCGUGCUCAUGUGCAGUUUUAGUGCAUGAGAAAGACUUUCCCCACCAUUAACAUUUCCUUACUUUUUGACAGAACCACUGCUAGAUGUUUCAGUUUUUUAGUUUCUAGCUUCUACCUAUCCUAUAAAGCAGACCAGGAAUCCUGCCAGCCUGCACUGUAUAGAAAACAGUUACAAACGUAACAGUCAUGAUUAGAUAAGGCCGAGGGGGUGAUGAUAGUAAAAUAACCCCGCGUACCAUUUGGAAUUCCGGGGGGGGGGGGCACUUUUCCCUUGGCACUCCAAAAGCACUGUAAGAUACUACUAAUGUAUUUAUUUACCGCAGCCCCAUCAAGGAUUUUAAGUGUGGCACCGAAGUCUAUCCCACACAGGGCCAGACUUUUAUGAGACCUUGACAUGGUGAUGCUGCCCCUACUUUGAGGCACCCUCCUCUCCUCUCAUGGCAGUGCGUGUUAGUUUUUUAUUCUCCACCUUUUCAAGCAGGGCAGCCUGGCAAUGGGGAGGCUCAGUUCAGCAGCUGAGUUCUCUGUCCUGGCAGGCGUCACAGGAAGGCUGACAUCGUCACCUGUGUCCAUGAGGGAGGGGGUGGUCAUGUGUGGGAGAGAGGCCAUGGCAGGCUGAAAUCAGAAGUGCACUGCACUGGGCAAGCGAGAAAGCAAAACCAGGGGAGAGAGCUAAGUUAAAGGGUGCACUGCAGCUCACCAUUACCACCACACCAAGGAAGUCCAACAGUCCAGAUGGUCCCAAGAGAGAGGUGACGGGGAUGAGGCGUGGCGUUGCUGCUUACUGUGUCACACACUCAUCCCCAAGCAGGCUUCCCGCUUUCAGUUGGGAAGACAUCUCAGCCAAGUCUCAGUUCAGUUUUGGCCUGCAGCAGGCAGCCAUGACGCUGAAUGUCCCCCAAGGUCCCCACAUACUUUGUAUUUUGGGAGACUUGGCAUAGCGGCUGCCCACCAGAGGCUUGAGGCUCCCCUUUAACCACAAGUGCUGUUGCCUCCAGGAUAAAUACACCCAGGGAGAGGGAUAAUGAGCCAAUGGCAAUGGUAGCAAGUAGCAGCAGCAAUGCCCGAUGGGAUCCUAUUGGCACCGAGGUGAGCAGGGUAGCAGUGGGCCCUUCUUAGCCUGACCAGCAGACCUUUUGACAUCAGACCUGACCCCUCACAGCCCCUGGGUAGUCAAGGCAACUCCUUCCCAUGGUCUGCAUUCACUAGUUCACAACAUCCACCUCGGUUUCAGACACCGGAGAGGGGUCUGGCCUGACGCAUUCGAUGCUAACCAAGAGUUCGUCUACCCCACCAACAUCUAUCUCUUCCUCUUCCAAGCAUGGAGGCACCUUAUAGCCCAAGUGGUGUUGCAAAGGGCUCUUCUGCAAUGUCUGAGCAUGGAGCUGUGUUUCGACACCACAGAUACCCACUUCAUAGGACAAAAAACCCCGGUCUUCAUUGUCUGCCAAAGUGAUGGGCAAAGGAUCACCAAGGUUUGCAGGCAUAUUCUCUGACAGGGACAGUUGAUGCUGAGCUGUCCAAUCAUCCAGUUGGGGAGAAGCUGGUUUGUACCAGGUAAAACAGUCACUGCUGGUUUCAGACUUCACAAAUGGAAAGUAGCUGGGAACAGGGUCUAGCAAGGGUCUCCCAUUUGCUGAGCCAUGAGCUUCUCUGCUGAUCUUCAUGUCAACAGCCUCCAGUUCCCCUUUUAGGAGACUGUUUUGGGUCUUGACCCACAGAGGACAGUCAGAGGCUUCUGGAGAGCACAUAGCUUUUCUUUCAACUUCAGCACAUUCUAGUGGACACUCAUUUGCUCCUGGUGCAGGCCAUAAAAUAUUCAUGCCUUCAGGAAUAGUGGCCUCUUGAGGCUCCUCAACAGCAUCACCAUCAUCUGCCAGAAACAUAUCAAGCAUGUGUUCCAACUCACCAGCUGAAACCAGCUUGUCAUACUGCACAUCCUCAGUCAGAUGGUCUAGCAGAAACAGAUCCAAUUUAUAAGGGUCUCCAUCUUCCAAGGAUACCUUGUUCUCAGCUUGUUCUCCCAGGUUCUUCUCAUUAAGAGGUGGACUUUGUAUUUUUGUUGGCAGACAUCUAGUUGAGGUGACUGACUGUUGUGCAUCUACUCCUUCCGGCUCAGGAUACCUGGGCGGAGACCGAGAGCCCUCCUCUUUCACAGCACACAUAGAGUUUGCUGGCCGGGUGGCCUGAGCUGAGGGAGAUUCCUGCACCACCUCCCAGCAGCUGCCAUUGAUAACUUUUCUGAGCCUUACCCGGCCAAUCUGCCCUGCAUUUUGGGGACAGCUAACACAAGGUUCACUGGCGUUGCGCUUUCUGCUCUUAGCAGCCUCUGGAGGGAGAGGCGGGCUCCAGAAACCAUACAAAUGGCUAUCUUCUGCUUCUUUCUGCUCAUCUUUGAUCGGAAGACUUUUCUGCCUCCAGUGACGUCUGCUGGACCUUGAGGGUUUGCUGGAUUCCACAGUGUCUUUGAUAGCACAUGGUACAGGCAAAGGUGAUGAGGGGAGCUUUGAGCGACUGAGCUUAAUCUUUUUUGACUCUUGCAAGCUGGUUGUAGCUUGGCUAUCACCAGUCCCAUCCUGUGUCCGCAAACUGUCAUGCUCAUUAUUGCCUAAUAUAUUCUUUCCCAUGCCUGUAAGACGUUUUUUAACUUUAGUUCUAAGGGGCUCGGCGGUAACUGCUGGAUCUUUAGGCAUCUGGUCUUCAUUCCCACUCGUCAAUGCUUCUGGUUUUUCCUUCUUGACAGCUUUCUGGACAAUGCUGCUAUUGUUAUCCAUUUCCUUGGUGCAUGGAACUUUCACUACAGUGUGCUGCAUAUUUGAAGACAGCCAUGACGUCAAGGAACUACCACUGCAGGCAGGGGGAGACUGCAACAGCGUUAACUCUGGGAUGGAUAAUGGACUAGAUAGCUGUAGGCAGUCCCGAUUUAAUCUAGGGCCCAGGGAUUUUUUGACCAACUUUCCUCCCUCUAGAUGAAGUGACUCCAACUCUGACACCUGAAGCUGCCGUGCAGCUGCAAGAACAUCCUGGGCUUCUUCCCGGGACACCUCCAUCUCAGAGGUGUAGAGGAAAUCCACCAGCUUACGUAAAGUCCCAAUUUUCAGCCCCCGGAUCUCUAGCACCACCUUGUGUCCUUUGGGGGGCAUUUCUCGCUCCAAACGCUCUGUGAAGAAAGGGCUGCAGGCUGACAGAAUGCAACAGUGAGCUGGAACAGCUUCCCCUGGAAACAACACAAUUGUUAGCAGGUACUGUAUCAACAAAGAAAACCAGAUAUUUGC